This is a messenger RNA of Cynocephalus volans (Philippine flying lemur), 3231 nucleotides long. It is a transcript of the gene RGSL1, whose product is annotated as regulator of G protein signaling like 1. The record is from RefSeq and is a predicted model, not a curated record. NCBI's taxonomy places the organism in Eukaryota, Metazoa, Chordata, Mammalia, Dermoptera, Cynocephalidae.
AUGAGCAACGCAGAGAUAAUCAGUUCUACAAAUCUUAUAAUUCUACUAGAGGAUGAAAUCUUUGUCGAUUUUUUCAACACAUUUCUUUCUCUUCCGGUCUUUGGCCAGACACCAUUUUACACUGUUGAAAAUUCACAGUGGAGUUUGUGGCCAGAAGUACCUUGUGACUUGAUUGCUAAGUACAAAGGAUUAUUGACCUGGUUGGGAAAAUACCGGUUACCUUUCUUCUGUAAAACAAACUUGUGUUUCCAUUACAUUCUCUGUCAGGAGUUCAUCAGUUUCAUUAAGUCCCCAGAAGGAGGUGAAGAGUUGGUGGACUUCUGGAUCCUUACUGAGAAGAUCCUGAGCAUAGACGAGCUGGACCUGGAAGUGAGAGACUAUUAUCUGUCCCUCCUUCUUGUGCUGAAGGCCACCCAUCUGCAGGAGGGCUCCAGGGUGGUAACUCUCUGCAACAUGAACAUCAAGUCCCUCCUAAACCUCUCCAUCUGGCAUCCCAACCAGUCAACCACCACAAGGGAGAUCCUGAGCCACAUGCAAAAAGUGGCUCUGUUCAAACUCCAGAGCUAUUGGCUCCCAAACUUUUACAUCCACGCCAAGAUGGCCAUGGCCAAGGAGAAGGCGUGCCAUGGUCUGAUGCAGGAAUAUGAGACUCGAUUGUGCAGUGUUUGCUACACCCACGCAGGAGGGCUUCCUCUGAACAUGAGCAUCAAGGGGUGCCACCACUCCCAGAAGCGGUACUCAAGCAGAAAGGCCAGGAGGAAGAUGUGGCAAUUGACAGAUCCCAGCUCUUGGUCUCUGGAAAUGGACUGCAAACUAGAUACCAACAUUAUGCCCCCACAGGAGAAGUGUCCUCAGAAGAAGGUGGUUCUACAAAUGCCUUCCCUGAAAGUGCCCUCUUCAAAGGAGAGAAUAAUCAGUUCCCUGGAAAAGGAUAUUCACUGUGCCUGGAGGUCCAGCAUGAAUAAGAAAGCCAAGAGCCACCUCCACAUGGAAGGCCUCUUUGAGACGAAGUUCUCUGCCCACCUAAGGACUGUCACCCCCUUCUUUAAUCAGUGCUCCCAGAUGACAAUCAAGAAGGCCAUCAAGGAAAGCCCCUCCUCCAUGUACACCCACUGGGCCUUGAGUGCUGAUGCCUGUGCAGGGAGUCCUUUCCGGGAGCACCUGAAGAAGCUGAAUUUGAAAGUAGAGACCCAACUCCUGGACCUCUGGCAGGACCUGCACCAUUUCCUCAGUGUCCUGAUGAGUAAUACGAAGAAUGGAAAUGCCAUCUUUCGUUACAUGCUUGGUGACAGAAUCUGUGAGCUCUACCUGAAUGAGCAGAUCGGCCCACCCUUACCACUCAAAUCCCAAACCAUCCAAGGCCUGAAGGAACUGCUACCUUCUGGGGACAUGAACCCCUGGAUUCCCAAAGCCCAGAAGGAGAUCUGCAAGUUGCUUAGCCCCUGGUAUGAUGAAUUCCUGGACGAAGAGGACUACUGGUUUCUCAUUUUUACAACUCAGACCAGGUUCAUCCGUGCCAAGUGGCAUAAAAGAGAAUCUAUAAGCAAAGAAGAGAACAUUCUUCUUUAUAAAAGAAUACAGGAAUCUCUGGAGUUGAGCCAGGCUUUGGCUAACAUGGAUGAAAUGGAUUCUAUGCAGUGGCAAAAGAUAGCUACUGAGGACCUGAGACAAGGUGGGUCUCUCCAGGUAGAGGUGAAGUCUCCAGUGUUUCUGUCAGACAUAAAUAAAAUGUCCUUUAAGGAAUUAUGCUAUAAGAAUCCAAAGACAGCCAUAGAGAAGAUCAGCGAUGACUACAAGCUGUAUUGUGAGAAAGCUCCUCAGACAGAUUUUACAGUGGAAAUUAUCAAGGAACCAAGAGUCGUUGCACACUCUCAUAGGAAAAUGUCCCUCAAAAGAACUGGCAUAAGAAAGCCCUCCAUGAGACCCAGAACUUUUACAGAAGUCUUCCUAAAUACACACCACUUGGAGUUCUUCAAGGAGUUCCUCAAAGAACAGAAGGCUGAAGGCCCAUUGCAGUUCCUGAUUGCAGUACAAAAGAUCAGUUUGGAGUCCAGUGAAAAGGUUUACAAGUCUCUCCUUGAAAAUUUAAUCAAGACUUACUUCCAUGGCAAUCUCUCUCCCGAAGAUAUCCUGCAAUGUGAUGCCCCUAUUAUCAAAGACAUCACUCACAUGCAAAAUGUCACAAUGUCCAAAUUGUUUGUACUCCAGGACUGUGUCAUGAAGUCUCUGGAAGAAAAGUGGUUUAAAGAUUACCAAGAGCUGUUCCCACCUCGUCCUCAAGAGGUGGAAAUUGAAGUACAAACUACACAUAGGAAGCCCUCAAAGACAGCAACAACUUACCUACAGGAAUUGCAGAACAGAGGCUGGCUGAAAAUGAUUGGCUUUGUCAAGAGUUUUUGCAAGUACCGCAGAUUUAUGUCAAAUCCUACUAGGUGCCUCGAAUUUGUAGAUUAUCUUCACCUGGAAAUGCAGAACAACAAAGAAAAUUUCCCCGCAUCACCCAACGUAUCGGGACAUCCAACCUUGCUCUCCACAAAUGUCCGGAGUGCAGACCAGGAGAAUGGAGAAACAAUCCUUAUGAAGCGCCGUAUAUUUGGCCACAGGAUUAUUAUCAUCAACUUUGUAAUCAAUGAUAUAUAUUUCUUUUCUGAAAUGGAGAAAUUUAAUGACUUGGUGAGUUCAGCUCACGUGCUGCAGGUCAACCGGGCAUACAACGAGAAUGACAUCAUCCUAAUAAGGUCCAAAGUUAACAUUAUCCUCAAGCUCUUCCUGAAUUCUGACAUUCCUCCAAAGCUGAGGGUGAAUAUCUCUGAGUCCCAGAAGGAUGCCAUCCUUGCUGCCAUCACCGAGGGCCACCUAGAUCAGAACAUCUUCCAUGGGGCUGUCAUGUCUCUCUUCCCCAUCAUUAUGUACUUCUGGAAAAGGUUUUGCUCCUGGAAGGCAAUCCGUGGUUACUUACAGUACAGGGGGAAGAAGUUCAAGCACAGAAAAAGCCCUCCUAAGCCUGCCUACAAGUACCCUCCCUGCAGUGGAGCGGACCACGGUGUCUUAAGGUUCACCUUACUCGGAGGUGUUGAGUGGCUGAGGCCUCAGCAGUGGGAAGUAGCAUCCAGUCCAGCCCAAAAUUCUUCAUCCAGCAACCUUACCCAGCCGAGAUUGGCGCUAUCCACCGUGCAGCUGUGUCCCAUCCAGGGACAAAAAUUACCCUGCACCAAAAAGGAGAAGAAGUAA